This is a messenger RNA of Candidula unifasciata, 897 nucleotides long. The record is from the annotation of a GenBank genome assembly. NCBI's taxonomy places the organism in Eukaryota, Metazoa, Mollusca, Gastropoda, Stylommatophora, Geomitridae.
AUGAUCAUGGGAGAACAUGACAAACUGGCCAGAUUUCUAGGCUUUCAUGAGUUAAAAAGUGUUAAAUUUUACAAAGCCAUUGUCUGUGAAUUCGUGGCCACCGCCAUCUUACUGUUGUUUGUUAGCGGGACAACGGUUACCAUGGACACAGGAAAACCGUUGAACACCUACACGGGAGCCUUCAACUCUGCAAUGGCUGUGGCCUUUAUUGUGUGGACAUUUAACCACGUCAGUGGAGCCCAUAUAAACCCAGUUAUCACUCUGAGCUUUUUAGUCACAGGUCAUGUGUCCCUGACAAAGACGCUGGCUUACACUGUAGCGCAGUGUGCUGGUGCCAUUUCAGGCGCCGCGCUUGUCUGGAUCCUGGUCCCCCCAGCCUGGCGGGGAACGAUGUCCAGUACUACAUUUGCUGACGAUGUGACAGUAGCUCAGGGCUUUGCUGUGGAGGCUAUCAGCACGUUCACGCUCGUCCUAGGCGUGUUUGCCACCAGUGACCAGUUCCGUACUGACCACGCUGGCUCACAGGCCUUGACGGUCGGGCUCAUUGUCUACAUCGAAAGUGCCUGGGCGGGCAAGUUGACUGGGUGCAGCAUGAACCCAGCCCGCACACUGGGUCCCGCAAUCAUGGCUGGCACGUGGGACAAUCACUGGGUAUACUGGGUUGCGCCCUCUGUAGGAGCAGUGGCCGGGGCGUUGCUGUACGAGCAUAUACUUGCAGAGGCUCCCAUUGGAGGUAAUAUAGUUAUAGAGGUAGACCCUUCUAGAUCGAGUAUAGUUGAGAUUACCGACCACUUGAAGUUCAGAGAUCACACUAUUGUUGUUGAAUGCAAUGAAGACUUGGACAGUGUCAAGGAAGGGUUCGAUAAUCUGGCGAUGGACAUAGACAAAACAUACUGA